Molecule: messenger RNA, 1781 nt
Organism: Oenanthe melanoleuca
Lineage: Eukaryota; Metazoa; Chordata; Aves; Passeriformes; Muscicapidae
Product: interleukin-8-like
Exons: 3
Coding region: 124-408 (94 amino acids)
Biological process (GO): antimicrobial humoral immune response mediated by antimicrobial peptide; neutrophil chemotaxis; inflammatory response
Cellular component (GO): extracellular region
Molecular function (GO): chemokine activity; CXCR chemokine receptor binding
Source: RefSeq, a predicted model, not a curated record
GGCACAAAACAGUAUAUAAGCAGGAAUCAACAAUCCCCACACACAGCAGGCAUCAACAAUCCUUUGGGACUCAAGCUCACAGAACCAGACCCAAAUAACCCAGCGAAAAACUCCUGCCCAACCAUGAACAGCAAGCUCGUAGCUGUCCUGGCUCUUGUCCUGAUCUCAGCAGCUGUGUCUCAAGGUAGGACCCUGGCAAGGAUGGGAACGGAGCUCCGGUGCCAGUGCAUAGCCACUCAUUCCAGGUUCAUUCCCCCCAAAACCAUCCAAGAUGUGAAGCUGACACAGAGCGGCCCCCACUGCAAGAACGUUGAAGUGAUAGCUACUCUGAAGGAUGGCAAAGAGGUGUGCUUGGAGCCCACUGCUCCCUGGGUGCAGCUGAUUGUAAAGGCAAUUUUGGCCAGGUAAGUCCCAUUCCCUCUCUAUCCGGGCAGUUGAGUGGCAAACCUCCCAGAAAAAGCCAGUUUGAAGGAUUCCAUAGCCAUACUUCCCAUUCUUUCUUAAUCAGAUUAAAAAAACAGGGAAGCUUCCUGCUUAAUUACAGAAUCAGUUUUAGUUUUUCUGGCUGUGCUUCAGGGUCCUUGCUCAGGCUCAUAUGUCAGUACUAAACCUCUGAGUAUCAGCAACUCUGUCUGCAGGGAAGCACAGAAGUGUUUGCCUCCCUUCGAAAAAUAAGGCUUAAAAAAAAGUCGUCCUCCCCUUACUUAGCUGCAAUUUUUGAGCUAAUGAAGUUCUUGCUGUGUGUAAGUGCAGGAUUUUGUGCUGCAGAGGUUUCCCAGCUGGACACUAAACAUGCACACGCUGGGAUUUCAGUAGCUGCUUUCAAAACAUCAAUUUUAUUCUGCCUGUGCUUCAAGAUAGCACAAAGAAUUGGAAAGAGACUCUGCAUCCUAAUUUAUUUGUGCAAUGCUAAGCAGUGGCAACUUGAACCUUCUUUAAAAUGAUCCUCUUCCCUCACCUCUUAACAGGGCUCAGCAGAAUUCUGACUCUCCUCUCUAAGAAACACUGGGAUGGAAAAAAUCUGGGAGCUGCUUCUGCUUCUCAAGUGAAAUGUUUGGAAAAAGCAUCACUCAAGCAGUGCACAUCUUCCACAUCCUGCAUCAAUGAUAUGAUGUUAAUUAUGGAUGGUUUUAUUUAUUUAUCUAUUUAUUUAACUGUGUGUAUUUAAGGAAUUCUUUCACAGUGGCCAGUGUUGUCCAUGGGACAUGCUGCCUGUGACACUGAAGGAAAAGUGGUUUGCUGAAGGAGAUGCAGAACCCUUGGCAGCCACUUGAGCCAAACAUGCAGUGAGGUGCAAUGCACCUGCAGCACAGCUUAUUUACACUAAGCCUGGUAAUUUUGCUCUUUCACCAGCAAACUGAUGAAUCCUCCUGCUCCCCUGGAGUGCACCAGUAUGUUGUGUCAACAACAGCUUCCUGAACCACAGUCAGCCUGUGGCCAGACUGUGAACUGUAAUGUCUCACUUGAAAAACCUAACCUACAGAAUGUGUAAGACUGUAUUUGGUAUUUAUGUAUUGUGAUUUCCAUGGUAUUUAUAAAUGUAUUUAUUGAGCAAUUUCUAUGUAAGAAGGAAAACAAUUAUAAUUUAUUUAAUUUCUACUGGAUUUUUCAUUCCUGCUAUUCAUUCCUGGAGAAAUAACCACAAUCUCAUAACUCUGUACUUGAUUGUAUGUGUAAUUAGCUAGUCCAUCAGCUAAUGGAAAAAACUCCAUUUUACGUACAUAGAGUUUGAUUGAGAGAAUGUAAUUAAUCCUAUAAAUGGACUAAUAAAAGUUUUAUAU